This is a messenger RNA of Varanus komodoensis (Komodo dragon), 4494 nucleotides long. It is a transcript of the gene VPS53, whose product is annotated as VPS53 subunit of GARP complex. The transcript is spliced from 22 exons. NCBI's taxonomy places the organism in Eukaryota, Metazoa, Chordata, Lepidosauria, Squamata, Varanidae. Gene Ontology annotation, biological process: retrograde transport, endosome to Golgi. Gene Ontology annotation, cellular component: GARP complex. The record is from RefSeq and is a predicted model, not a curated record. Bases 45 to 2546 code for a protein of 833 amino acids.
CGGUUCCCGGAAGCAGAGGAGGGGGCGGCGCUGCCGGGGCCGGGAUGGAGGAGGACGAGCUGGAGCUGGCCGACGAGCUGGAGGCCGCCUUGCAGCUGGCGCCCGAGGUGCAGCAGGCCAUCGAGCAGGUAUUUCCCAGUCAAGAUCCACUGGACAGAGCGGACUUCAAUGCGGUGGAAUACAUCAACACGCUUUUCCCGACAGAGCAGUCCUUGGCCAGCAUUGACGACGUGGUCAACAAAAUCAGGCUGAAAAUCAGACGUUUGGACGAUAAUAUUCGGAUUGUCGUGAGAGGGCAAACCAACGUUGGCCAGGAUGGCCGUGAGGCCCUUGAAGAAGCCCAGAAAGCUAUUCAGCAGCUCUUUGGUAAAAUUAAAGACAUCAAGGACAAAGCGGAAAAAUCAGAGCAGAUGGUUAAAGAAAUCACCCGCGACAUCAAGCAGCUGGACCAUGCCAAACGCCACCUGACCACCUCCAUCACAACGCUGAACCAUCUCCACAUGCUGGCCGGUGGUGUCGAUUCACUUGAGGCCAUGACCAGGAGGAGGCAAUACGGGGAGGUGGCCAACCUUCUACAGGGCGUUGUGAAUGUGCUGGAGCACUUCAGCAAAUAUAUGGCGAUCCUGCAGAUCCGGCAGCUUUCGGAAAGGGUGAGGGCUGCCCAGAAUGAGCUGGGGCAGCAGAUCCUGGCAGACUUCGAAGAAGCCUUUCCUUCCCAAGGCACGAAGCGGGCCGGAGGGCCCAGCAACGUCCUGCGGGACGCGUGUCUGGUCGCAAACGUCCUGGACCCCCGGAUCAAGCAGGAGAUCAUCAAGAAGUUCAUCAAGCAGCACCUGUCGGAGUACCUCGUGCUCUUUCAAGAGAACCAAGAUGUUGCCUGGCUGGAUAAGGUCGACCGACGCUACGCUUGGGUCAAGCGCCAGCUGGUGGACUACGAGGAGAAAUACGGACACAUGUUUCCCCAGGAAUGGUGCAUGACGGAGCGGAUUGCCGUGGACUUCUGCCACAUCACGAGGACGGAGCUCGCCAAGAUCAUGCGCACACGGGCCCGGGAGAUCGAAGUGAAGCUGCUUCUCUUCGCCAUCCAGAGGACGACCAACUUCGAGGGGCUGCUGGCCAAGCGCUUCUCUGGCUGCACCCUCUCUGACACAGUGGCGAAGAAAACUGACCCUGCCCCAGCUGUCUCCACCAACCCCUUCCUGGAAGACGAAAGCAUCCUAGAGGCGGAUGAAGCCACGUCCGAAAAGGUAGAUGUUGAAAAGCCCAAAAGGCCAAAGGUUCCGGAUAAUCCAUUCCACGGAAUUAUUUCCAAGUGCUUUGAGCCGCAUCUUUAUGUGUACAUCGAAUCCCAGGACAAGAACCUCAGCGAGCUGAUCGACCGCUUUGUGGGGGACUUCCGGGCCCAGGGCCCGCCCAAGCCCAACAUCGACGAGGGGGGGGCCGUCCUGCCCAGCUGCGCCGACCUCUUUGUCUACUACAAGAAAUGCAUGGUGCAGUGUUCCCAGCUCAGCACCGGCGAGCCGAUGAUCGCCCUGACCACCAUUUUCCAGAAGUACCUCCGGGAGUACGCCUGGAAGAUCCUUUCGGGAAACUUGCCCAAGACGAGCGGCGGCGGCGGCGGGGGGCUCACCAUCACCAGCCUGCUCAAGGAGAAGGAGGGCUCGGAGGUGGCCAAGUUCACCCUGGAGGAGCUGUGCUUGAUCUGCAGCAUCUUGAGCACGGCCGAGUACUGCCUGGCGACCACCCAACAGCUGGAAGAAAAGCUCAAGGAGAAGGUGGAUGUCGGCCUCAUGGAGAGGAUUAACCUGAUGGGGGAGAUGGAUACGUUCAGCAUAGUGAUCUCGAACAGCAUCCAGCUGCUGGUGCAGGAUUUGGACGGGGCCUGUGAUCCGGCGCUCACCGCCAUGAGCAAGAUGCAGUGGCAGAACGUGGAACACGUGGGCGACCAGAGCCCGUACGUCACCUCGGUGAUCCUGCACAUCAAGCAGAACGUGCCCGUCAUCCGCGACAACCUGGCCUCCACGCGCAAAUACUUCACCCAGUUCUGCAUCAAGUUUGCCAAUGCCUUCAUUCCCAAGUUUAUUAAUCAUCUCUUCAAGUGUAAGCCCAUCAGCAUGGUGGGGGCUGAACAGCUGCUGCUGGACACCCACUCGCUGAAGAUGGUGCUCCUGGAACUGCCCUCCAUCGGCUCCCAGGUCGUGCGGACGGCGCCGGCCAGCUACACCAAGAUCGUGGUCAAGGGCAUGACCCGCGCGGAGAUGAUCCUCAAGGUGGUGAUGGCCCCACACGAGCCCCCAGUGGUGUUUGCAGACAACUACAUCAAGCUGCUGGCCGACUGCAACACCGACACCUUCCAGAAGGUCCUGGAUAUGAAGGGCCUCAAGCGGAGCGAGCAGAGCGGCAUGCUGGAAAUCUUCCGCCAGAGGCUCCCGGCCCCCCUCUCUGGGACCGACACCACGGGCUCCGUCUCCCAGGCGGCCCCCACGCCGGAGCAGGAGUCGUCGCGCAUCCGGAAGCUGGAGAAACUCAUCAAGAAGAGACUGUAGGGUCGCGCCAUUCCCCCCCCCCCCCCAUGGUGGGGCGUCCUCCUCCUGGGGUCUGUCCCACGUUGGGCUGCAGGGAGAUGGAUCUUGCCCGCAUCGGACCCCCCCCUUCCCCGUGGCCACCCAUGCCCAGAGAACCUUCUCACCUGGACUCACCCAUCUAGCCCCGCAUGGCAGCUUGAUCCGGGGGCAGGGGGGGUCCUGCCACCCUGCACUCGCCCACCACCCAAAAAGUGCAUCCGGGCGUCCAUUGCCCUUUGCAGAUCGCCUGCUCCCGUGCUUCAUAUUUCUGCCCCCGACGAUUUCUUCUGGCCCACCCGCUUCUGCCCCGUCUCCCUGUCUGGCUGGCCUGGCCACCUAGGUGAACGGAAAGCGGGCGUGGGGUGGGUUCCAUGGCUCUGACUUCUCCCCGCGGCCACAAUCGCAGGCUUCCCGCUUCCGGACACACUUCGAGCACAUUCAGAAGACAGGUGCUCCUCUUUGACGGUUCUUCUUUGACGGUUCCUUUCCUCGUUACUGUAGACACGCUUCCCCUCCUCCAUGGGAGGACAUGAGGCAGAAAGAAAUGGGGGCGAGUUGGGACGGGGCGACGCUCGAGGCAGGGGCGGUGAGUGGGUGCGGGGAUCCCGCUUUGGAUUCCUCCAGCCACCUUCCGUCGUGUCGUCCCGCCCCUCAGCCGCUUCUCUCAUUUUCAUGGGGGGCUUCCCCCUUUGGUGGGGGGCUUCCUUUCUGCUUGGACCCCGGUAAUCCGAACCGACAUUGCUUCCCAUUCGCUUUACACGAGCGAACCUGGACGGCAUCGGCGUAAAAGGUCUGCUGUUUAAAUGCUCACGGCUGCCAUGUUGGAUUUCCAAAAGAGGUCCCAAAGAGCCGCCUGCUGCUUGUCCCUGCGGGUGUCCAGGUGCCGUGUGGGUUUCUUAAAAAGCAGGCUUUGUCCUGCCCCACAAACACUCCUGGUUCCUCUCCCCAUAACUGACUCUGCUGCAAAGGGAAUGAAACCAAGCCACCGCGUUUCGGCGACUUCAGGCUCUUCGCCCCGUCUCCGAGGUCUGUAUCUUUCCGCCCCACUGCAGACGUGUCCAAAAUGGACCUCUGCCACGGAGCUCUGAUUCCUCCCUUUACAAGAGGCUUCCCCGAGUCUUGGCUCCCACCCUCCACACCUUUCUUGGGUUAGACAGGAGAGAACCAUCCGCACUCCUCUUAGAAGAUUAAGGAGUCGGGGCGUAUCCAAGGAAUCUCUCCACACGUGUCGACACUCUACGAAUCCCUCAUUUGGAAAUGGCUGGUUCUUUCAUCCCCGGCAUGGAUGGAACCAGCCAGAUCUCUCUGUGGGGCAUUUAUACAGCCCGGGCAAAGUGAUGCUCGGCGGCCAACUUGCUGCUGGCUUCCAGGUGCGAGAACCGCCUGGCGUGGCCUUGGUGGAGCCGCUUGCCUUUGCCCCACUCCUCCUCUGCCCUGUGUGGCCGUCACCGCGGGCGCGGUGUUUGUGCCCGAUACGGAUCAGCUGGCAAACGGCGCGCCGAAGGAAGGAAGGGAGGGAGCCCAGCUCCGUGCGCCGGAGUUGGCUUUAUGCAAACAGCACGCCCAGCCCUCCGAAGAAGCAGUAAAUGCCAAGAAAGUGAUGGGUCUAUUUAUUUUUCCCCUUGUCCUUUGUGAUCGAAAUAUUACGGCGAAGGGCCGGCAUUAAAAUAGAGGGCCGCGGGAUGGUUGAAAGACACCCUGCCGCUGGUGAACACCCCGCCGUGUAAAUAAUGGAUGUUUUGGUUUCCUAAACACUGGUUUGAAAAUGUCCUCGUCCUUUAUUUAUCCACCGCAGUUGAUUUGGACCAACAGUUGGGUCUCCCGAGUGCGUCUUCUGCUUGUUUCGGUGGGAAAAAAGGCCGACAACCCCUUUACGCUGUAAAUUUUCUGUUAAUAAAGAGCGUUGUUCUGUGUUCUGGGUUGAAUUUUA